Molecule: messenger RNA, 3418 nt
Organism: Linum trigynum
Lineage: Eukaryota; Viridiplantae; Streptophyta; Magnoliopsida; Malpighiales; Linaceae
Source: the annotation of a GenBank genome assembly
UGUAGUUUGCUAGAGUAGUUUUAGUUCUUUCAACUUAAGCUGUUUUGCUAGAUAACGAACUGAAGCUGAGUAAUAGUAACUCUAGAGACCCGUGGAUUCGAUAUUUAUUACUUGAGCCACUAUACUGCAGUCCCUUUCAUUGGUUACACUUGGCCAUUGUUAGGUGUUGUGUUUUAGCGAGUCAAGUUUUUGGCGCCGUUGCCGGGGAACUUUCUAGAUUAUUAGGAAAGGCAGAAGUUUGUUACUUUAGCGUUUUUCUUUUGUUUUCCACCCUUGCUUUUCACUUGGGUGUUUUUGUUUUUGUUGGUGCAGAUCUGAAUCAUGGAUCCUCAUGGCUUCUCCAACCAUUGGGGGUAUCCACCACCAUCCGAGUGGUAUUACCCCGAGACACCCUGGAGCAAUCAAGGAGGAGAAGACUAUGGAUCCGGGUUCCAGUACCAACCCCCUUUCUAUGGAGAACAAUCUGACCCCUGGGCAUAUCAAGAACAAUCUCAUUACCAAGAAGACUUUCUCCCACAACCAGAAGGGCCAUCAGCGUUGGAGUUACCCAUGGCGGCCUUCACGGGCCAUUCCGCAGAGCCAUGCUACACUCCGCAGCCAGAUCCAAACUAUGAACUGAAGCUUCUCCUGGAGCAGUUUGUUCGGGACUCCGAGAGACGCAAUCGCAGAAUGGAUCUUCACAUCCAAGCCCUCCCCUCUUCCGAUCCCUCAUAUCUCCGUGAUAUGGAGGAGGCUGUUCAACGCUCAGCGAAGCAAACAGAGUGGGUUGAGCAAGUUUGUGCACAACUUGCUCAAGAUCACCCUUCUGCUACCAUACAAGAAGAGGACGAGGAAGAAGAAGGCUACAAGGACAUUGUGGAGCACACAGAAGUUGUCACGGAGAGCUCCCGUGAUGAUCAUGAUCAGGAAUGUCCUGUCAUAGCCGACCACCCUUUCCCACAUCCCACACUGCGCUUUGAAGAGGUGGGCAUGAGUGAGGAGAUGCAAGAAGAUCUCAUGAAAGAAAUUGCCUGGCAACUUGCUCUCCAAUCCGUGCUAGAAGAAGAAGAGCAAGAAAGGGUGCAGAAAGAGGUUGUGGAGGAUGACGAAAGCGAAGCAGGAGUAGUUCUUGAUCAUUUCCCAGGGGUGAUACCACAUGAAGAAGAAAGGGAGGUUGAAGAAGCAAUUGGCGUCCAGGCUGAGGACGAAGUUGAGGUGGAAGAGGCGUGCACCGGCCAUGAGUUACAUGUGAUAUCUCCACCAAACUUCGAGGAAUUGCUCAGCAAGGACCCAUUUGCAGUGUCUCUUUGCCAGACCAAGGCCACAUCGACAUCGGUCCCUCUUGGUGGACGCGAUGGUGGCCAAUCGAUGCUGUCUUAUCUGGUUUGGGGCAAUGAGACGAGAGAAGAGAAGAAGAGGUCUCGAGGGUGGAGACUUCAUCUGCAUCAAGUGCACGAGCCUUCAUCACCUGCCACACCACCUGCUCGUGACUUGAGACUCCACCUCAUCGAUGAGAACCUCAACUUCAAGGAGGUUCUAGCAUGGACCGAAACUUAGGAGCCAUCGUCCGGCUCACGACGUGAAAGAAGCGCUUGUUGGGAGGCAACCCAACCAGUCGGUUUGCAUUUCUUUCUCUAUUUAUCCUCGGUUGAGUCAGUUUUGUUAUUUGAUGUUAGAGUCAAUAACUCAACCUUUGUGAGAUUUUGUGUGGUGUUUGUGUUCUGAUUACUCUCUUUUCCUGGAAUGCACCGCCUGCCCCGUCCAUCAUCAUUCACCCUUGAUCUGGUAACUUCGUUCUACCCUCCUUAUCUUUCCUCCAUUGAGGACAAUGUCGUGCUUAAGUGUGGGGGGGUGUUCGAUUAUGUAUGCGGGUGAAUGUUUGGCUGUUUGUGUGCUUGGAGCCUAGUCCACUGUCCAAAUUUUAAAUUUGAGGGCUCCAAGUACGUGUUUACUUGCAAAUUGCCUGCUCAGUAUGCUUUGAAUUGACAGUCUCUAUAGUAACGUGCAACCUAGGGAGGUAGUGUAGCACUAUGGAGGAUGUUGAAGUAUAAGAUUUUUCCUAUCUAGCUCUCUGCUGUGUCAGUUGAUUUUGUGAAUUAGUGAAGCUAAGACCGUUGAAUUCAUGUGGUAAUGUGGACUCUGUUUGAAUUGUGUUAUGGACUCGUGUAUUGAACAGGGUGCUCAUGUGGCAAAUGAAAAGCAGUUGGUCCUCCAUGUCGAAAUCAUCAAAAAUCUUAAACAUGGGGUAAGCCCAACGUGUGUGGCACCGUUCAUUGCACAAAAUCGGGUUUUGGAAGAGAUUUUAGUGAUCCUUAGUGGGGUACUCCUACAAGGUGAAGCUAAGCUGUCUCUAGUACAAGUAAAACUUCCACCCGUUGAACGGUUUGCCUACUCGAGGAUGUGUUUUUAAGGGCACGGAUAGAGCUUCCGACCCCCCUUAAUUUCAUUGACCCUCCACACGAGUUGAGGAAAAGGAGUUAAAAGAAGUACUCUGGCGAGCGCCAGAUGUACAGAAAUUGCUCCUGCUCGACUAAUAAGGGUCGACCGCGCAAAAGACUGCAGUUGGAACUCCACCAAAUGAAAGAAAAAAUGUAAAUGAAAGUGAGAAAAAUCGGGUUCCAACGGUGAAAUGAAGUGAAAGAGCACCCCGGUACAACGAGUCCUUGGUUGUGAAUGGUGUGAGUCCCUUUAUCCAUGAACUGACUGUCUUACUUUUACUUUUUCUCAUGAUCCUGGCUUGAGUCUAGUACUCGCAUUGAGAAAGAUAGGGGACGUCUUAGAAGACCAGUUGACCUCGUAAGCUGCUUUAUGAUCUAGAAAGUCCUCUACCGACGAUCUGGGGUGUUUGUUGCUAUAGAGGUCUGGAGAGCUGCAUUGGUUUGAGUUAGGUUUGCUUGGGGACAAGCAAACGGUUAAGUGUGGGGGAGUUUGAUAGACCGAUAAUUACACAUAUUUUCACCCCUAUUCUGAAGCCGUUUGUGACGAGGAAUCUCGUGUUUUAAGCCGAUUUCACGCUAGGUUGUGUGUUUAUGUCAUAUUUCAGGUCCCGGCGUUGGAAUCGAGGCGGAGAAACGAGUUCUGGGUCGAAAGGAGCAAGUUUGGGACGAAUAGGGCUGAAGGAGCAAAAUACCCGGUCAGGUGGCCAAAUACCCGACCGGGUAUUAACCAAGGUUGGGCGCCCGAGAAACAGAGAGGGGCCCGGGCACAUCAGUUAAAUUCCCGGUCGGGGAUUUUGGUGGUAGACCGGGGAUUUUCCCUGAGGACGAAACGGUGCGCUUCAAUUAUACCCGGUCGAGACCCAAAAUACCCGACCGGGUAUUUCGACCGGGUAUCGCGAGGGCAGCUGAUAAAAGCCGGUUUUGUGCGUUUUUGCAAGGAAGAGCUGGGUUUUGGAUCCCAAACACCCAAGGGACGAACCAAAGAAAGAGAGGGCGAUUUG